AUGUCAGCAGGUGAUAGAGACACUGACACCAGUCUAAUCAACAGCUGGCGAUCAAUUGUCACACUACUCGUUUUCGUUCUUACAAACGUCGUUGUCCUUUUCCCCUUUCACAUAUCCAUAUACAUCCCGCGGUUAUUUUUGGACGUAGUACUCGUUGCCUUGAGCUACUUGCGAGUUAUAUUGCCCAGGCAUGACCGCACCCAUCAUGGAUCUCAAGGUACAACUCAUGGAAAUGGUGAUAAUGGCGAAGUCAAGCGCUUCUGGGUGCCCCUGAGAUUACCUAUGAACUUUGUGACGGCCCCAUUGAUAGCAGAUCUCUUCCUGCUUGCCAUCAGGGCUAUCGGUCGAAAGGAAGUCCACGACGGCACCAUAGGGACCGAAGGCAUCUCCCCGCUCGAUAUCAUGGCAUUCUUCAUCACUCUGGCAUAUAUCGCUAUUUCGAUUGAUGCAUCUGGUCUCAUCAGGUACCUAGCAUUCAAGGUAUUGCAGAAAGGAGGUAAAUUUGGGCGUAGACUGUUCUUGUACCUCUGUAUCUUCUUCUUCAGCCUGGGCAGUUUCAUCGGCAACGACCCCAUCAUCCUGUCCGGCACAGCAUUCCUCGCCUACAUGACACGAGUAUCGAGCAACAUCAUCCACCCAAGGGCGUGGAUAUACUCGCAAUUCGCUGUGGCCAAUAUUGCAUCGGCGAUCCUCGUCUCCUCCAACCCGACCAACCUCGUCCUCGCUGGUGCCUUCAACAUCAAGUUCAUCGACUACACCGCAAAUAUGAUUGUACCCGUCAUCAUCACCGCCAUUGUGCUGUUCCCCGUUUUGUUGUUCAUUGUCUUUGCAGAUGAGUCUCUGAUCCCUCGCGUGAUCAAGAUGCACGAGCUGUCUGAUGAAGCGAAGGCUAAGGAGCCCGUAAACCCCAACAUCCCCCACGGCCGAGGAAAUGACGCAGAACUGGAGAAGGAAAUGGCAAACAACGAACAGGGCAAGCUCCUCUCCCUUGAGGAAAUCAUGAAUCCCUUUCUGGACAAAGGAGGUGCUAUUUUUGGCGCCGUUAUCAUGGCUGCGACACUCAUCACGCUUCUCGCGCUCAACGCCGCUAGCCAAGCGACCGGGGAGCACCCCGUCUUCUACGUUACCUUGCCAGCCGCCUUCGUUAUGUUCUGCUGGGAUGUUGCAUUCGGAUGGCACAAUCGGCGUAAGACGCGCGGUAUUGCUCGCAAGGGCCGACAGGAGGUUGAAAAUGCUCGAGCCGAACGAGCGAUGCGAGAGGAGGAGCAAGCAAAGCGCGCGGCCCUAGAGCAAGUGAAAGCAUACGAUCCCGAUCUGAUGCGAACGCAUUCUCCGAAAAUUCCAUCGCCAAACCAAGACGGUACCAAUGGAGGUCACGACAACAGCCUUGAGCUAUUUGUGGUAAACGCCAAUGAGGGAAUUCCGUCAAGUGGAGAGGUGGAAGAAAAACAGCGAAUGUCCUAUGGGCAAGAGACAGAUGUUGAGAGUCCGCAGGAGCGUCCACGGGCAACGCUUGUAUCGCUCUUCGCGGAUGCGUACAGAUGGUCACAAGAGACGUUCCCAACUGUUACGGCAGUGGUGGCUCAUCUACCAUUCGCUCUUGUCCCGUUUGCCUUUGCCAUGUUCGUCCUGGUGCAAGCCUUAGUGACUAAGGGCUGGGUGCCGGUAUUCGCUUACGGCUGGGAUCAUUGGGUGACCAAGACAGGAACAAUCGGGGCUGUUGGUGGUAUGGGGUUCCUCUCUGUGGUUCUUUGCAAUUUCGCAGGUACCAACAUUGGAACCACCAUCCUCCUCUGUCGUGUGAUACAAGCAUGGACCGAUAUUCAUGCCGAAAACCAGAUCCCCAUCUCCGAUCGGACAUUCUGGGCGACAGUGUACGGCAUGGCGCUCGGUGUCAACUACGGUGCCUUCAGUGCGGCCUUCUCGGCGUCACUGGCCGGUCUACUAUGGCGUGAUAUCCUGUCCAGGAAGCACAUUCACGUCAAGAGACUCGACUUUGUGCGAGUAAACCUUCCUAUCAUUGCUAUUGCCAUGACAGUCGGCUGUGCGGCCCUCGUUGGCGAGGUGUAUAUUAUCAGAGACAAUAGCCCUUUCCAUCUAUGA
Molecule: messenger RNA, 2103 nt
Organism: Pseudomassariella vexata
Lineage: Eukaryota; Fungi; Ascomycota; Sordariomycetes; Amphisphaeriales; Pseudomassariaceae
Exons: 3
Coding region: 1-2103 (700 amino acids)
Biological process (GO): transmembrane transport
Cellular component (GO): membrane
Source: RefSeq, a predicted model, not a curated record